AUGCCGUCUAUAUACUAUUCCCUUUCACUCGUUGCUUCUGCCUUCGCCUUGGGUGUCCUGGCAGAUGAUACGGUCAAUUUUGAUUGGUCUAGCAUCCAGCCAACAAAGCAUCUUGUUUAUCAUUCUUGCUAUGCAACCUUCAAAUGCGCCCGCCUUGAAGUACCGUUGGACUGGCACAACACUUCGGACCCUCGAACAGUAUCAAUCGCCAUUCGCACUCUUCCAGCGGUCGUCCCUCACGAUGAUUCGACCUUUGGUGGAAGCAUUUUAACCAACCCCGGAGGUCCGGCUGGCUCAGGGAUACAGUUCGCCGAGGAUUUCGCUCUGCCACUGCAGCGAAUUAUUGACAAGCCGGGCCGUCGACACUACGAGAUUGUGUCGUUUGACCCCCGUGGUGUUGGCUACACUACACCAGCCGCGGAUUGCUUCCAUGACCCCCUCGCACGGAGCGCAUGGAUGCUAGAGUAUCGAGGCAUUGGCGGCCUGACAGGCGCGGGCCAUGGCCAUUUGAGCCAGAGCGCCAUGGCCUAUACGUUAGCCAUGAACGACAUGUUUUCUCGCCAUUGCCUCUCUUCAGAGGCCAAAUAUGGAGAGAUACUGCCAUUCGUCAAUACUCCUAGCGUUGCGCGGGAUAUGAUUGAAAUUAUCGAUCGAAUCGAUCAACUUUACAAUCCGACUGCAAAAAAGACAACCCAUACAAGCUUUGGAACAUCAAUGACGGAUGUGGCAAUCUUGAACGGUGACGGAAAGUUGCCUCGUUUGCAAUAUAUUGGGUUCUCCUAUGGAACCGCUCUGGGAAAUUACUUCGCUUCCAUGUUUCCCGGCCGUGUGGGACGAAUUGUUGUUGAUGGUGUAACAGAUGCUAAUGAUUACGCCAACGGUGAUCCGGGUUGGCUCGGUAACACAAUCGAUGAUAACGAAAUCCUCGACCGCUUCUGGAAAGGCUGCUUCAAAGCCGGAGUCUCUGUAUGCCCCUUAGCGAAUGAUACAGACAUAUCCUCGGCGAGUCGGCGCUUCUGGUCUUGGGUCAAGAAUCUCGACGAGCAACCACAGAGCGUUGAGGGACCCACAGGCGACAUUGCGGUGCUGACGGGUGAUGAUGUUCGCAGAUCUGUAGGCGACAUAUUCGACAACCCUAUUCCAGGGUUUCGCAAUAUCGCCAAUUCCUUGCACCGGGCGAUGGCAGGCAACCAGACUGAGCUUUUCCAGUUGGCAGUUGGGCGUAACCCAUUGCCGCUAUUCCGCAACAGCACCGACUCACAAUUGCAGCCGGUCGAUCUCAGUUCAAUCGAUCAGCAAUAUGCCAUUCUCUGUGGUGACGGGAAGGACGUCACAGGCAAGUCGGUGUUAUAUUGGAUGCGCUAUGCGAAACAACAAGAGGCCAUAUCCAAGCUCCUCGGCCACUACUGGGUAACCUCGCGUCUGCUGUGCUCAUCCUGGCCCGUCCGCGCCAGUUGGCUCUUUAACGGCCCAUUUACGAGUCCCAAUGCAAACUCGAAACUUCUCCCGGGUAUCCCUGCGGCACCGCUGCUCUUCCUGUCCACCGAGUUGGAUCCUGUGACACCUCUACGGGCGGCUCGCAAGAUGGCCGCGGGGCAUCCAGGCGCUCGGGUGGUGACACAGGAGGGAAUUGGCCACUGCGCGCUGCAGUCGUCCCCAAGUAACUGUACUAGAUCAGUGUUGGCCGACUAUUUCGAUACGGGCAAAGUUCCGGACCGAGACACAUUUUGCAAGGCGGACUGUGGACCGUGGGACCUCACUUGUCAUGUUCAGCAAGGUCUGAGCAUUCCUGAAAAGGAUUAG
Molecule: messenger RNA, 1803 nt
Organism: Clonostachys rhizophaga
Lineage: Eukaryota; Fungi; Ascomycota; Sordariomycetes; Hypocreales; Bionectriaceae
Source: the annotation of a GenBank genome assembly